Messenger RNA from Meleagris gallopavo (turkey), 971 nucleotides. The record is from RefSeq and is a predicted model, not a curated record. NCBI's taxonomy places the organism in Eukaryota, Metazoa, Chordata, Aves, Galliformes, Phasianidae.
GGUUCCAGAUGCUCUGUACGGGUUUGUUUGUGCUGCAGUGGUUCUGCGGUGAGACGAGCGGCGAGGAGGACGCCGAAGUACUGACGGCCCAGAAGUUCCGGGCUGACCUGGCCUACAGGGAACGGGAGUUUGAGAAAGCUCUGUGUGAAUACUCAAACUGCUUACAGCAUUUGCCUCCCAGUAACAUUGCCAUGAGGCGGGACGUCCAGGAGGGCCAGGCUCGCUGUUUGUCUCAACUAGGAAGGCACAAGGAAGCUCUGGAUAUUGCAGAAAGAAUGAGAAACAGUGCCACAAACACGGAUCACUUAACAACUGUUCUCAACCUGCAGUUUGCCAUUUAUCGGGAUCUGGAAAACGUAGAAAAAAAGAUUGUGUGUCUGCAGCAGCUGAUCUGCUUACAUCCCUUCAACCCUUGGUACUGGAUGUCACUUGCUGAAGCUUAUAUGGACCUUUUGCGGAGCUUGUCUCCAUUUUGCAUUCCAGAAACAAACCUACACUGCUCCAAAGAGGCUUUACUUCAGCUUACUCAACUGCAACAGUCAUCCUUUGCUCUCGAGAAUAACAUAAAAUGUCAGAAAGAAAUUGAUGACAAAGUGGCACAGUUUGGUUUAAAUGAAAACUCCUUGCUGCAGAUGACCAAGGUGAUGGGAGCAGAUCUUAUACCAGAAAAACUAAAAGAGGAAUUUCAGGGCGAGGUAAAAUGCAUAGGCUCUUCAGCACUGUCAUCAUUGGUAACCGCAUCGGCCUCAGAAUUUGAAAUCAAAUGGUUUGACAUUCUCCGAGAUGAUUUAUGCCACUUGGACAGGCAGUUCUCUUCAGAUAUACACAUCCCACCUCUGGCAACGUAGGGCUGUUGUAUUUAUUGUCAUGGCUUCAGAGGAUUAUGGAAUGAUGCAUGCAAAAAGUUCAUGUUGUAUUUUUUACGUUUUCUUAUAGUAUGUAUUUCAAGAAAGUAAAUCUCUGCAUUUGAA